This is a messenger RNA of Enhydra lutris kenyoni (northern sea otter), 4554 nucleotides long. Its product is annotated as WWC family member 3. Gene Ontology annotation, cellular component: cytoplasm. Bases 99 to 3533 code for a protein of 1144 amino acids. The transcript is spliced from 20 exons. NCBI's taxonomy places the organism in Eukaryota, Metazoa, Chordata, Mammalia, Carnivora, Mustelidae. The record is from RefSeq and is a predicted model, not a curated record. Gene Ontology annotation, molecular function: molecular adaptor activity; kinase binding. Gene Ontology annotation, biological process: negative regulation of organ growth; regulation of hippo signaling; regulation of DNA-templated transcription.
GCAGGAUAACAAAGCCAUUGACCUUUGCCGAUUGUGUUGGAGAUGAACUUCCUUUAGGAUGGGAGACGGUAUACGAUAAACAAAUUGGAAUUUAUUACAUGGACCACAUAAAUAAGCUCACGCAGAUCGAGGACCCCCGCGAACAGUGGCGGCGCGAGCAGGAACGGAUGCUGAAGGAGUACUUGAUCGUGGCCCAGGAGGCGCUGAAUGCCAAGAAGGAGAUCUACCAGAUUAAGCAGCAGCGGUUCGAGCUGGCGCAGGAGGAGUACCAGCAGCUGCACAGGCUGUGCGAGGACGACAGCCGCUCCCACGCCAGCUCCUUCUCUGGAUAUUCAGCAAAUACAAAGUACGACCCAUACCAAAUUAAAGCAGAAAUAGCAAGUCGUCGCGAUAGGGUGAGUAGAAUGAAGGAGGAGCUCAUGCCGCUUCUGGACCAAAGUAUUCCAGCCUCCCGAGCCCUGAGGGCCUCCAAGGCUCAAGACUUGGUAGGGAAGGUGAGACGGAGGGUGCGCUGUAGGAGGCUGCUGCUCCCGAUCGAUCGGAAGAUGUCAAGCGCUCAUACCAGCUACAAACCGGACGAGGCGCAGGCGAUAAUGACCGAGCUCCGGACCAUCAAGAAAGCCAUCUGCACCGGCGAGAAGGAGAGGCGGGACCUGAUGCAGAGCCUGGCCAAGCUGACUGAUGGCUUCAGGAAUAGCUUUUCUCUCAGCGACCCUCCGCAAGACUUCCCUCACAAUCCAGGUGUGCUCAGCGAUUCCUUACCUCAGCAGUUCUGCGAUGCUGGGUCUCAGACUGACAUCAUUGGAGAGUUUGUCUUUGAUGAUAAAACAAGACUCGUGGACCGCGUCAGGCUUAAUUGGCAGUAUGAGGAAGCCAGAAAGAGAGUCUCGACAAUCCAGCAGCAGCUGGCCCAGCUAGAGAACGAGUCAUGGCCAGGCCUGGCGGAGGCCGACAGGGACCGGUUGCAGCUCAUCAAGGAGAAGGAAGCCCUGCUCCAGGAGCUGCAGCUCAUCGUCCAGCAGAGAAGGCCGGCGGAAGACGUGGCGCGGCUGGAGGCGGAGAGGAGGCGCCUGGAGGAGGAGAUCCAGCGCGCCCGGGCCACGUCGGUGCAGGGCGCCACGGAAAGGAUUCUGCUUCAGGAAAAAAGAAAUUGUCUCCUUAUGCAGCUGGAAGAAGCUACCCGCUUGACAUCCUAUCUCCAGUCCCAGUUAAAAAGCCUGUCGGCCAGCAGCCUGACUGUGUCUUCAGGGAGCAGUCGCGGGUCCCUGGCCUCCAGCCGGGGCUCGCUGGCCUCCAGCCGCGGGUCCUUGAGCUCCGUCAGCUUCACCGACAUCUACGGCCUCCCACAGUACGAGAAACCCGACGCCGAGUGUGGCCAGCUUCUGCGCUUCGAUCUCAUUCCCUUCGACUCCCUGGGACGAGACGCCCCCUUCUUGGACCCCCCGGUGCCCUCGGGCUUCCACAAGCAGAGGCGCUCCCUGGACACGCCACAGUCCUUGGCCUCCCUGUCCUCCCGCUCCUCCCUGUCCUCUCUGUCUCCCCCGAGCUCGCCCUUGGACACGCCCUUCCUCCCGGCCUCACGUGACUCGCCCUUGGCCCAACUGGGGGACGGUUUCGAGGUGCCCGGCCUGGGCACCCUCGACAGACUGCGGGCCCAGGCCUCUGCUUUGGGGGAUGAAGACUUGCAGGGCACGGCCUCCCUUCAGCCUCACGGGUUCCCCGGGGAUGGGGAAGGACCUCGCGAGCGAGGACCCCAAGCGACCGUCACUCCCACGGCUGCCAUGAGGGAGAAGCGGUGCGAGCGCUGCACCGUCGGCUUCGCCGGAAGUGCCCGGGCUCCUUGCUUGUGGGCUGGCCUUGCAGGAGUGCAAGGCUGUGCCCGGGAAGCCGAGCGGGGUGCCGGGGCACGGGGUGCAGGCAGGGAGCGCUCUCGUUGGCGGGAGAGCCGCGCAACAAAGGGCUUCCAUCUGAAUUCCGAGCUGGGGCCUUCGGGGCCUCCCGUGGGGCAGGAGUGGCGAGAAGAGCUGGGCUCUGAGAGUCCGCUCCUCCGGCCAUCCCGGCACGGAGCCGGCUUCAGUCCUGGACCAGCGAGGCGCCCCGGAGCUGCCCGGGCCGGGCACUGCAGACGUCGGAAGGACAGCCUUCGUCUGCGGCUGAGAGCUGCGGCCCGAGCCAGCCCGUCUGUCCGGGCGCUGUCUAGCGUGUUUGGCUUGGAUCGCACCUACUGCUCUAAGGCUCUGGAAUUCCAGGCCCCCCUGGUAUUCAAUGAAAUUUUCAGAAUCCCUGUGCAUUCAAGCAUGUUGACGUUGAAGUCACUGCAGCUGUACGUGUGUGCGCUGACUCAGCAGCUGCAGGAGGAACUGCUGGGCAUUGCUCAGAUCAACCUGGCCGACUACGACGGGUCCAGCGAAAUGCAGCUGCGCUGGUACGCGGUGCAGGUGUUCAGCAGCUGCGGGCCGCCCAGGGCGAGGGAGAGCGAGCGGCUGGGGGCUGCUGCUGGGGACCCCACACAAGCUGCCACCGCCGGGAAGACGGAUGCGGUGACGGCGCUGCUGGCCAGAACCACAGCCCAGCUGCAGGCCGUGGAGCGCGAGCUGGCCGAGGAACGGGUGAAGCUGGAGUGCGCGGAGGACGAGAUCCUCGAGCUGGGGCGGAAGGAGGAGCUGGCCGAGGCCGUGUCCGAGAGGAGCUGGCAGGCUGACUCGGUGGACAGCGGCUGCAGCAGCUGUGCCCAGACCAGCCCCCCACACCCGGAGCCCUGCUGCGUGGGCGGCGACCCCCUCCACGGACAUACAUUUGCUGGCCAGGCCGACCCUUACAGCCCCGAGAAACUUCAGCCCCCACCUCUAAAGGUCGAUAAAGAAACCAACACAGAAGACGUCUUCCUGGACGAAGUGGCGAGUCUCCCGAAGGAGAGGCCCGGCCGCAGGGCCCGAGGGUCGCCUUUCGUUCGGAGUAGCACAAUUGUGCGGUCGCAGACCUUCUCCCCUGGAGCGCGAAGCCAGUACGUUUGCAGACUUUACCGGAGUGACAGCGACAGUUCAACGCUGCCCCGGAAGUCCCCGUUUGUCCGAAACACCUUGGAAAGACGGACCCUUCGCUACAAGCAGCCCUGCAGGUCCUCCCUGGCCGAGCUCAUGGCCCGCACCUCCCUGGACCUGGAGCUGGAUCUCCAGGCCUCCAGAACGCGCCAGAGGCAGCUGAACGAGGAGAUCUGCACCCUGCGGGAAAUGAGGCAGCGGCUAGAAGACGCGCAGCUCCGAGGCCAGACCGACCUCCCACACUGGGUGCUGCGGGACGAGCGGUUCCGGAGCCUGCUGAAGGAAGCCGAGAGGCAGACAAGACAGACCAAACUUGACUUCCAUCAAGAACAGGCAGCUGAGAAGAUGCUGAAGAAGGCCUCCAGGGGGGUGUGCCAGCUGCGCGGCCAGAACCACCAGGAGCCCGUCCAGGUGCAGACCUUCAGGGAGAAGAUAGCAUUUUUUACAAGACCAAGGAUUAAUGUGCCUCCUCUGCCUGCCGACGACGUUUGACAUAGUGCUUUGUACACAUGAAGUAUUUAUCCGCCUGUUUUAUUUUCAUGAAGUUCUUAGACUAGCUAAAUUUGUCCUUAAAAUAUUUGUGCAAAGCUAUUAAUAUACACACUUUGUAAAAAAAACACACACAUAUAUCUAUACGUAUAUAUUUUAUAAUAGUGACGGCAACAGGGCUUGGUUUUUCCUUGUUGUGAAACUGACAUCUCUGAAAACAGGUUAUUUUGUAAAAGAACAGCUGUCAUGUUAAGAAUGUACAGUUUUUACGCUGUUUUAUUUGACUUAAAGGCUGGAAGACAGAAACAAAGUGAGUUCAGGCAAAUUCACUGUAUUGUAAUUUAUUUAUAAUACUUUUUUUCCUUGAAGGAAAAUACGGACUUUAAGAUGUAUUUUAAAGACUAAACUUUUGUGCUUCAGUAUUUGUCAUGCGGUUACAAUGGAGCUUUGGGGCCGGUUCUGUUUCUGCCACCCAGACCGCAAACACUCUGUGCUGAGCGCGUCACUUGUAUCCGUUUCCCGCGCGUACCUACCGUGUAUCUCGCACGCUCCGCACUCUGCCUUCGCUCAUGGUCGCAUGCGCUGUGCGAGCCGAGCUGUCCCCCAUGUGGACGGCGCACCGGCCGCCUCUCCUGUCGCCUGCGUCUUUGUGCGCUCGCCGUGAGUCUGGGGCAGCCUCCCGGCCCCCGCAGCCCGGCCUCAGGCCUGCCCGUCCAGGGUGGCCGUCUGCACAGCCCGCCCUCAGCAGACCGCCGGCAGCCCCCCUGGGAGCCUGCCCCAUCCGAUGAUCAUGACCGACGAGGCCGCGUGGAGCCCCCGCACUACGGCUCUGUCACGAAGGGAAGCCACGAGAGCUAGGAGCGCGCGUUUUCGGAGAAUCCUUGAGUCCGCGGGUGGACAGAGUGCUGUGACACAGACGUGAUGGCCUCUGAAGGCGCUUGUCUGGGGAAGGAAGCGAGCACAUGUGGGGAGCGACACUUGCCCAGGGAGUCACUUACAGGAGAGGAUUUGAUUUAAAUCAAAA